Messenger RNA from Gilbertella persicaria, 1564 nucleotides. Its product is annotated as aldehyde dehydrogenase domain-containing protein. Lineage: Eukaryota; Fungi; Mucoromycota; Mucoromycetes; Mucorales; Choanephoraceae. Bases 28 to 1515 code for a protein of 495 amino acids. The transcript is spliced from 4 exons. The record is from RefSeq and is a predicted model, not a curated record. Gene Ontology annotation, molecular function: aldehyde dehydrogenase (NAD+) activity.
CUCUCUCUUCUAAACCAAACCCGCAUUAUGACUCCAUCCGAUAUUGUUACUGUUAAAACUUCCAAAGGCAAAGAGCUUCAAGUCCACACUUAUUUGUUUAUCAAUAACGAAUUUGUUCCUGGCCAUGGUCCAUUUAUCGAGACCAUUAAUCCUACUACAGAAGAGGUUAUUUGCACUGUUUCUUCUGCUGAUGAAUCCGACGUGGAUGCCGCUGUCAAGGCUGCCAAAGACUGUUUCAAGAGUACUUGGCGCAAAAUCGCACCUGCUGAACGCGGCCGUCUCUUGAACAAGUUAGCUGAUUUGAUGGAACGCGACAAAAAUGAGAUUGCUACUUUGGAUGCACUAGAUAAUGGCAAAGCUUUCACUAUUGCUCGUGAUGUGGAUGUGACAGAUUCAAUUGGCUGCUUCCGUUAUUUUGCUGGUUGGGCCGAUAAGAUUCAUGGUAAAACAAUUGAUACUACGUUCGAUAAAUUGUGUUAUACACGCCAUGAACCACUUGGUGUUGUUGGCGCUGUUAUUCCUUGGAACUAUCCUACCAUGAUGGCUGCUUGGAAAUUUGCUCCUGCUUUGGCUGCUGGUAACACAAUUGUUUUAAAGACAUCUGAAGUGACACCUUUACCGUUAUACAAAUUUGCUGAACUCGUCAAAGAAGCUGGAUUUCCUCCUGGUGUCGUCAACAUUAUUACAGGUUAUGGUCAUACAACUGGUACCUACCUUAGCAGCCAUCCUCUUGUGAGUAAGAUGGCAUUCACUGGAUCUACUGUCACAGGUCGAAAGAUCAUGGAAAGUAGCGCUGGUAGUAACCUCAAAAAACUUCAGCUUGAAUUAGGCGGCAAGUCCGCCCAGAUCGUAUGUGCUGAUGCUGACCUUGCUAAUGCUGCUGUUCAUGCCCAUGGUGGUAUUUUUAACAACCAUGGUCAAAGUUGCAAUGCAGGAUCCCGUAUUCUUGUUCAAGAAGAAGUGUUUGAUAAAUUCUUGGAACUCUUUAUUGCUGAAACCAAGAAGAUCGUGAUUGGUGAUCCUUUUGACGAAAACACCUUUCAAGGUCCACAAAUCAAUAAGUCUCAGUUUGAAAAGAUUUUAAACUAUAUCGAGAUUGGUCAAGCAGAAGGCGCCAAGUUGGCUUAUGGUGGUAAGCGUUGGGGAGACAAGGGUUACUACAUUGAGCCUACCAUUUUCACACACUGCAAGAAUAACAUGCGUAUCAUGCAAGAAGAAAUCUUUGGCCCUGUGGUUGCUAUUGCUACAUUCAAAACCGUUGAAGAAGCAAUUGAGAUGGCCAAUGACUCUAACUAUGGUUUGGCUGGUGGUGUAUACACUUCAAAUCUGAAUACAGCUGUCACUGUCACUAAUGAACUUGAAGCUGGUACUGUUUGGGUCAAUUGCUUUGAUAUAUUUGAUCAAUCAACGCCUUUUGGCGGUUAUAAGCAAUCAGGUUUCGGUAAGGAACUUGGUAAAUAUGCUCUUCAUGAAUACACCCAAGUCAAGGUAGUCAAAAUUCAAAGAAGCUUGUAAUUCGAAAAAGAGAUUGCUGUGGUACAAAAGAAGAGAUCUAUUGUUACGC